AUGGAUGAUCAUUAUAUCAAAUCAGAUACUGUUAAAAAUAUAUCUAAUGAUCAAAACAAAGAAGAACGAAACAAUGCUUCUCAAAACAAACUUUCUCCAAUUCGUCCAACAACUUUAAAUAUGACAACAAUAAAUACGACUUCGCAAGGAAAUAUUCAACGUUAUAAUAUUGAUAAUAUUCAUAUGACUCCAUCGCCUACAGAUAUUCAACCUCGUAUAUUUCAAGCAGGCUCAUUAUUCGAUUUAGAAACAUUUGAACGUAUAAAAUUAAAUGCUAAUGAUCGAACAAAAAAAACUAUGAUAAAAAAAGAAACAGACGAAGACAAUGAUAAUGAAGAAGUUUUCGAUCAUAUUUCAAAUCCAACAACAACAAAUGAAAUCAAACGUUUAACUCAAUUAAUUAUUCAUGAACGACCCGGACAUCGCAAUGAAGUUGCUGAUAUUCUUCUUGAUUUGAUAGGUUUAGUAAAUAAUACAAUUACAACAACAACAACAACAACAACUGUAUCAACUAUGAUAGAUGCCAAUGAUAUAAAUAUUGACGAGAACAAAACAUCAUCAAAAAUGAACAUUUCUUCACAUCCAUAUACACCUUUAAAUCAAACAGGUAUUGUGGCUGAGCAUGAUCGACCAUAUGCCGAUUAUGGCCAUCUUGAUGCAAAAACGAUUGCUGAGGAAUGCAAUUUUAAUCUCGCUGGUGAAGCUAAUAUUUUAUCGUCUGAUGAUAAUGAUACUGAAGAGCAUCACGUACAUCCAACUGCAAAGAAACGAUUAUCUACUAAAUCAUUUGCCAUUACUAGUUGGACAAAUGUAUCAAAAGAAAUUGUUAUGAAUGAAAUUAAACAACAAUUUGGUAUUGAAAAAAUACAAUAUGUAUGUGUUGCAAAAGAGAUUAAUACACAAACAAAUAAAACUCAUCUUCAUAUACAAAUUAUUCUUAAAGAAAAAGGAAAAAAAAGAAGUGGAUUUCUUGAUAAAAUAACAAACACUCAUUGUAAUUAUCAAGUAACAGUUAAUGAUCGAGCUUGGAAUGCAUAUAUUAAAAAAGGUUCAGAUUACAUUGAAUUUCGUAGUUUUAAAUCAACUACGAAACGUGCUGUUCAAUAUUGGCCAUCUCAAUCACCACCACCACCACCACCACCGCCAUCACCAUCUGUAGCAUCCAAUAUGGUACCAUUACAUUCUACAAUAACUACUAUCAAUCCUCUUCCUGCUCCUCUUACGACGACAAUUACGACAACUACUGUUCAAGGAGGACGAACAGGAGCAGCAGCACCAGAGAUGAAGCAAAAACACAAAGAAGUCGUCGCAAGACAUGCAUUUCAUAUAGCUAAAUCUAAUGUCAAUGAUGCUUUAAUAUUUAUGCGAGACAAUUCAAUUCCAACUGAAUUUCUUCGAUAUUCUACAUGGUAUAAAAAUACAUUUACUCUUAUUUAUUUAUUAGAACAAUAUGAAAAAGCUAAAAUUAAACAAAAUCUCAAAGUAAUCUAUAAAUGGCCAGAAUCAUUUCCUCAUUGUACACCAACAUUACGUGAAGUCGUCAAUAGUUGGAUCCGAGACGAAUUACAUCGUACAUCACGAGCUAAAUGUUUAAUACUAAUUGGACCAACUGGUACUGGAAAAACAACAUUUGCUAAAUCAUUACCUGGUCAAUACAUUUAUUUCAAAGGACGAUGGCGAUUAAAUACUUGGAAUGAUUCUGCUGAUUAUUUAAUUUUUGAUGAUAUUGAGUGGGAUCGAUAUGAAGAAUUAGGUUUUCCUCUUAAAAAAGAUUUAUUAACACAAAAUGGCGUCACCAUUACAACAGAUAAAUAUGAAAAAACUAGAGAAAUCGAUGUUACACAACCAGCUAUUGUUCUUCUAAAUCCAGGUCGACCAGAAGGAGCAUUAGGACGUCAACCAAUUUCAUACGAAGAUCAAUGUGAAAAUUCAUUUUGGCAACAACGAGCCGUAAUUUAUCGAAUGGGUCCUAAUGAAUAUUUUUAUAAACCAAAUUAUGAGCAAGACAAUACCGUCAAUGCAAUAUCAAAUAAUCCAUCCAUGAGUACUAAUCAAGAACAUAUUGAUCGUGAUAGUACAUACGAUAUAUUUGAUGAACUCAUUGAACGUUCUCGACAUCAGCAUCUUAAAAAAAAAACAUAG
Messenger RNA from Rotaria sordida, 2142 nucleotides. Lineage: Eukaryota; Metazoa; Rotifera; Eurotatoria; Philodinida; Philodinidae. The record is from the annotation of a GenBank genome assembly.